Molecule: messenger RNA, 3015 nt
Organism: Mizuhopecten yessoensis (Yesso scallop)
Lineage: Eukaryota; Metazoa; Mollusca; Bivalvia; Pectinida; Pectinidae
Product: heat shock 70 kDa protein 12B-like
Exons: 5
Coding region: 152-1903 (583 amino acids)
Source: RefSeq, a predicted model, not a curated record
CUACUGAUUGCAAGAACAAAUAACGUUCUGGUCAGAGCCGUCCUAGUCAGCCCCGGAUUAGUUGAGGGCACCUCACAUGUUUUGUACCGUUAGAUUGGAGAGAAAAUGUAAAAUUGCUUGUUGUAAUUAAGGUAUAUCUUUCUAUCCUGACAUGGCAACAAAUAAUUAUUUGUUCUCGGCCGCCAUUGAUUUUGGAACAACGUACUCUGGCUAUGCGUUUUCCACAAGAAAUGAUUUCCAAACGUCUCCAUUAAACGCAUCCUGCAUGACAUGGACGGCGGGAUCAGGGCGCCUCCAGUCCCUGAAGACGUCCUCCUGCGUACUAUUCAAUCCAGAUGGGGAGUUUGAUUCUUUUGGAUUUGACGCAGAGGAUAAAUACUCUGAACUAGCAUUCGAGGAUGACCACAAGGAAUGGUAUUUUUUCAGAAGAUUUAAAAUGACACUUUACGAACAAGGAGAUAUAAAGCGAAAUUUGGAGCUGAAAGAUAUGAACGGAAAACAAAUGCCAGCUUUGAAAGUGUUUUCAGCCAUCCUUCGAUAUCUGAAAAAUCACCUACUAGGCGAAUGCGCGAAACAAGGUUUUGAAAGCGUGGAAACAGAUAUACAGUGGGUGCUGACAGUCCCAGCUAUUUGGAGUGAACCAGCCAAACAGUUCAUGCGAGUGGCAGCAGUGGAUGCCGGUUUACUAAGUGAGCAGUUGAUUUUGGCGCUGGAACCAGAGGCUGCUUCUCUUUUCUGUAAACAUCAACCCGUUCAGAGUAUGGUGGACGGUGAAGGCAAGAAGAUGGGUGUCUUUAGACAUGGAACCAAAUAUAUGGUCCUUGACGCAGGAGGUGGAACAAUUGACAUCACCGUUCACCAAGUCCAAAAAAACGAAACAAUAAAGGAAAUCCAUAAAGCGAGUGGUGGAAACUGGGGAGGUACCAGCGUUGAUGACGAAUUUGAAUCCCUGCUGUCUGAUAUAGUAGGUGAACAAAUAUUCAGGGAGUUUAAGAAUGACUCCGUAGAGGACUUGCUUGAGUUGUAUCGCAAUUUUGAAGUGAAGAAAAGGUCAAUAUCAAAAACGAUGGAGGGAAAGAUCACAUUCACUGUUCCGGUUAAACUUCAAGAGAUAUUCCGGAAACACCAUCCCAAUGACAAAAUGGACAGGUUCAUAAAAGGCAAUCGGAAAUACAGCUCCGAUGUGAUCUGGCGUGGGGACAAACUCCGAAUGUCUAAGGCGCUCACAAUGUCCCUGUUUGAUCGAUCCCUGCGGAACAUAAUUAAACAUUUAGACCAGAUUAUAGGUCAUCAAAACGUCCAUGAUUUAUCAGCCAUACUGAUGGUAGGGGGAUACUCGGAAUGCCCAUUACUACAGGACGCAAUGAAGGAGAGGUUCCCACAACUAAAAGUGAUAGUACCACGAGAGGCCGGCCUGGCUGUGCUGAAGGGAGCCGUCAUCACUGGCCACUGCCCCAACAUCAUUACUGAGAGGAUCUGUCGUUACACUUAUGGAGUGUCAUGCACAACGUCCUUCAAAGAAGGAGUUCACAAAGAGGAGUACAAAUAUAUAGAUGAGGCCGGGGAUGUACUUUGUAAUAACUUUUUUAAAUGUCAUGUUUCAGUUAGCGAUUCUGUCACAUUAGGAAAAUCAGGUAAAAAACAAACUUAUACUAUCCAUAGUUCUACGUCUAAGUCAAUAAACAUCACUAUUUUUGUGUCCACUGAUCCGUCACCAAUGUAUAUUACAGAAAAGUCAUGUCAGAAACUAGGUACCCUGACAGUCAGCAUGCCCGACACAUCCCGGGGCAGAGACAGAGGGGUCGAAGUGUCCAUGUCGUUCGGUGGCAGGGAGAUAGAGGUGGAGGCCGUAGACAUACACACUAAAGAGAAACACACUGCCUUCUUUGACUUCCUUGGAUAAUAUUAACGCAAUCAUCACACGAGUGUGUGAAACUUCCGCGAUGAUUAUAAUUAAGUCGGCACAGCUGAUGAGACAUUCCUCAGUUUUUAACUCCCGCACACCUGUAACAUACAUGUACAUCUACAUUUCUCCCUAUCCGAUUAUUGCCUUGUCCUUUAUCGAUAUGGUAAUCGAAGGUCAACCUGAUAGGCAAUUGUGGUCAGAAUAUAGUUAAAAACUGCAUUUACUUUUUGUAUAUAUUUAUCUAAUUAUAGUGAACAAUGAAAGAACAGGAUAUAGGGGCAAAUACUGACUGUCAUUGAUAUGUAGUCGCCAAUGUAAUACAAGGUAUGCGUAGAACACAUUAAAGGGAGUGGCAACUGCUAUAUAAUGGGGGAUAUAGAUACAACUUUUUCUUCGUGAUCUCGUGACAUAGUAAUUAUGAAUAUAUUUUGUUUACAUAAUGCAUAUAACAUUUUAGAGAUAUUUUCUAAAACUGGUUUUUGAGUUGAAUUUUUUAUGGUAAUGUUUCCUAGUAGUUCGUCGAUAUUAUUUUCUAUUAAUAUUUUAGACAUUUGGUCAGUGCAAAUGUUUUGUCGAAAAGGCCAUCGAAUAUUUGUGAAGAGAGUAUUGUAGGAACUGGAUAAUUAAUAGAAAAAAUACGAAGACAGUAGAUCAUUACUGUUAUUAAUAUAAUCGUCUUCAAUCUAGUGUGGUAAGUCUACUUCACAACGUCAGUUGCUUGUUUCGGCGGCUAAUUGUAUCCUAUCAGUCAAAUUGAGCAGGAAAUAAAGACAGGUUGUCAUUGUAUGAGUAGCAUGUUUAAUGUUGCAGCAUUUUGAAAGUAUCAGCAUUUAUAUAAAUAGGGAUUCAACUAAAGGAUAUAUAUAGGAACGUUUUGGUUGUUUAGUUAGAGUUCCGUAGUUAAAACAAAGGAAUAGAGUUAAGGGAUGUAGUUAGAACAGUAAGUUAACCCUCUUUACCGAGUGGUAUGUAGUUUUAUGCUUAUAGACAGAGAUUUGGGUUGAGUUGGAGUAUCUAUAGUGAGACUUUGAGUCAAUUGACAGAAGACUUGUAUAUUUUGUGAUGGAUUUGCUAUAUAAGUAUGUUGUGAAUAAAGCAAAAUAUAUAAA